Molecule: messenger RNA, 4386 nt
Organism: Gekko japonicus
Lineage: Eukaryota; Metazoa; Chordata; Lepidosauria; Squamata; Gekkonidae
Biological process (GO): regulation of apoptotic process
Molecular function (GO): GTP binding
Source: RefSeq, a predicted model, not a curated record
AUGGCUUCCACUGAAAAACCUUCUGUUAUUAUACAGAAGGCCAGGAGGAAGCUGGCCGAAGCUCUCCUCCAAAUAGAGCCAGAGGUGAUCCUGGGCGUGGUGGAUGCCCACCUGCUCCUCAGCCAGGGCGAGUACUUCUCCUUGAGCCGCAUGAAGGAUCCACAGGGGUUGAUACAAGACCUGAUCGACACGGUGCUGAGAAAGGGAGAGGCUGCCCACGAACAGUUCCUCGACUGUCUAGAAAACCUGAGGCAUGCCUUCCCCAGCUUGCGCCCACUUUCCGAAUAUUUGGAAACUGGUUCUGUAGAUCUCAGGCAUGAAGCUGAAAUCCAAAGUGCUGCGGUGUUGCUGAUGAGUGGGGCUGAGAAGUUGGGUCCAGCCAUGAUCCCAGAGAGGGGAGAUGAAGUUGAAAGUCCGGAUCCUUCUGGGUCCUCAGAGGCAGGAAAGGAAGUUGAGAAGCCAGACGCUGUUCCAGGGCCUUCAGGAACAGGAAGCAGCGCUGAGAACCCAGAUGUUGUCCUCUCCUCCACCCAGGGGGUGAAGAAUGAGGAUGCCACUGAGGAUACAAAUGGGACGGAGAAACCAGGUCCUGUAGAUCUCAGCCAUGAAGCUGAAACCCAAAGUGCUGCGGUGUUGCUGAUGAGCGGGACAGAGAAGUUGGGUGCAGCCAUGUCCCCAGCGGGGGGCAGUGAAGUUGAAAGUCUGGAUCCUUCUGUGUCGUCAGAGGCAGGAAUGGAAGCUGAGAAGCCAGACGCUGUUCCAGGGCCUUCAGGAAUGGGAAGUGAAGCUGAGAACCCAGAGGUUGUCCUCUCCUCCAACAAGGGAAAUGGAGUGAAGAAUGAGGAUGCCACUGAGGAUACAAAUGGGACGGAGAAACCAGAGAGAGGGAAAGCACUUGAGGAUAUUCUCAGGAAACUAAAGUUGCAGAAGGAAAAAAGCAAGAAAUUCUCCCUGCAAAAAGUCCUAGAAAUUAGUUCAGGGCGUCUAAAGGAAUGCAUCCCUAGUGCCAUGGAAGAUUUGCCGUGGCAUUUUCUGCGGAAGGUCUUGGCUCUGAACGUGACAGCCAGGAGCACAAGCCUGAGGAAGGGGACAUCUGAUGGUCAGCAGACAAGAAAAGAAGAGGGGGAAUACAGAAUUGAUGAGAGUAUUUUCUGUACAGUCAGGAUGGAUGAAAGAGUUUCUGUGAACCCCCUUGAUGUCCUUUGUGCUGUUCUGUUUUGUUCUGACAGUUUCCUCCAGCAGGAGAUCCUUUCCAAAAUGUCCAUGUGCCAGUUUGCCUUGCCUUUACUUCUGCCUCCUUUAGAGACUUCCCAUUGUACCCUGAUGCUUUGGGCCAUGAGAGACAUUGUGAAAAAAUGGAGGCCCCAUUCCCUGGUUGACAGUAGGAGCUUUAGAGAGGAGAGUCUGGUGCUCACGUCCAUGCCAACUAUCUCCUUUGUGCGAAUGGGAAGUUUGAGUCUCUCCAAGUCCAAACUCCUGAAUGAGUUUCUCAGUCCUUCCCAGCAGCACCAUGAUUUCUUUCUGCACCGAGACAUGGAAUGUGGGAACAUACCUCGGGAAAUCGCUGAUGGGCUAGUAGAGAUUGCCUGGUAUUUCCCAGGAGGGCAGAAGAGCUUGGACCUUUUCCCAGAGCCCAUUGCAGUCGCUAACCUCCAUGGCGAUGUUGAAUCACACUGGGUGCAGUUCAGUUUUUUAUCAGAGAUAUCCUCGGCAAUAUUUAUAUUUGCUGAGCACAUUGGUGAAACAGAAUAUACCCUUUUAUCAUCACUAAAGGAAUCAUCAACUAAAUACUACUUUAUCUUGGAGUCUUGUGGUGGAAAAUUCAAUGAAACUUUAACUUUCUUAAAUAAAUUGGCCCCAGUGCUUAAUCUCAGUAACUCAAAUAUCCUAGCAAAAGAUGGCACAACCAAUACAGCAGAAUUUGUAGAACAGCUACGCUUUAUCACUGGAAGAAUAAUCAACUCUCCUCUGAAGACAGUAAGCAUACAAGAGAUGGCUACUGUGGCCCGGGAACUUACGAUCCAGGUGGAUGAGGACUUCAGGGAAUGUCAGGAUGCUCGCAACUGUGCUGUAUCAAUCACAGGAGAUGUAAGAGAGAUAGCCGUUUACAAAAAGGAAAUGCUGAAACUCCAAGGUGAUCUUUGGAAAAACCUGGCAAAAGUGGAGAAGGAGCUGUGCAGGAUGGAAAGGCAAGGGGCGAUGCCCUCUGAAAAAUACAGAUCUGAACAGAGAGACAAACUGAUGGCCCUGCGUGAGCAACAGAACAAGUGUGAUCUCAGUAUUGGUUUGAUAAAUUUCAUCCAUGGCAUCAGGCAUUCGCAGUCAGCAGAAAAGCACUUCUUCUUAAAAUGGAUGAAGUUCAACCUGGAUCACAUUGCUAGGGCUAACCUUUCUAAGUUACGGGCUGAGUAUAAAGAGAAAUGCAAGCUGUUAGGAGGCGAAGUCCAGAAGAUAGUAGAGGUAGACCAGCUGAUCUCUUCUUCCUCCUUGGGUGUUGAGCAUUUCAUGAGAGAGCUGGGUCAGUUUUAUGAGGCAGAACGUUCGAUGGUCAGAGAAGGCAAAUUAUCUAAAAACAUGAGGCAGUUUGCCCAUUUCCCCAGCAUUGCUGCUGACCUGAUGCUGGAAGGAUUUCCUCUAGAGCUGAUUGAUGGAGAUGCUUCCAACAUCCCCCUGCAGUGGAUAACAGAUGUUCUGACUCAACUCAAUAACUAACGGAGAAGUCGAUCCAAGAUGUUUGUGAUAACUGUGCUGGGGGUGCAGAGCACUGGGAAGUCCACCCUCCUCAACACCAUGUUUGGACUGCAGUUUGCUGUGAGCAGCGGCCGAUGUACACGAGGGGCCUUCAUGACUCUUCUUAAGGUCCGAGAGAACCUGAUUCAGGAGCUGGGCUGUGAUUUCAUCCUGGUGAUUGACACAGAAGGCUUGAAAGCUCCUGAACUGGCCAAACUGGAAGACAGCUAUCAACAUGACAAUGAGCUGGCCACUCUGGUGAUAGGGCUGAGUGAUGUAACAAUAGUGAACAUACUAGAGGAGGUUGCUAACUCAUUGAUGUCCAAAUGCAUGUUGUUCAUUGAUGAAAAGGUCAGCUCCAGAGAUUCCAGAGGAGAUUAUGAUGAGACCUAUUGUGUUGAACUUCUGCAUAUCAUCAAUCAAAUGCUUCAGCAGGGUGAGGUUCAAAAACUUCAUACAUCACCUUCCUUUGAAGUGGACCUAAAGCUUCACAUUUUAGGAGAAGCUGCUCAUAUCUUCCAAGAAAAGCAUGAAGAUUUCAUUAAGGAAAAUGAUCCCCAGGUACGCCUGGAGAAAUUAAAACCACAAUAUUUCUCCGUUUUCAGAAAUCAUUAUCUGGAAAGAGAUGCACAACAAAACCGGGCUAAGGAUUUCUGUGACCAGUGCCUCCAUCCUGCCUUGGUGGACUAUGUCAACAAAAGACUUGGGGUAGAAAUAGUGGAUGACAUUAUCAACAGCACACAGUCUAUUGGAUAUGCGAGUCGGAGCUUCUUCCAGUUUACAGUUCUGAAGGAGCUGUUGGAAGAGAGAGAUGUCAACAGCUAUGUGCAAUAUAGCACAUCCUAUGAAGAAUUUGUGAAGAGCUGGAUCAUGAGACAAAUAUUGGGGCACUAUGCAGACAAAAAUCAUUUGGAGAACCUGGAGAAGGACAUUCUCUUCUCAAUAGUAAAGAAAAUUAGGGAAAUGCUAGAGAACCUGAAACACAAAUGUUUUAAGGAGAUCUCAGAAUUUUUAGAAUUUUUUUGCAAAGAAAUGCAGAAGGAGCUGGUUAUUUCUAAAGACAGCCUGGUGGGAAUACAGUUUAAAAAUGUGUCUGACCCGGGGCAAUUUUCUUUCUGUGUGGAAAAUUUUCUUCCUGAUUUGGAAAAACAAAUACUAUCUGAGUUUGACGUCUUGAGUAUUGAAUUGAAACUCUCCAAACUGCCCGUGAAGCCCCAGGAUGAGAUUUUCAAGCGAGUGUUUGGCUGUGGGAAGCAGUGCCCCUUCUGCAAAGUGCCCUGUGAGGCUGGAGGGAGUGCCCAUAAGGAGCAUUUCGCAGCUGUCCAUCGGCCCCAAGGACUGGGAAAAUAUAGAUGGGUCAAUACGGAAAAGCUUAUUUACGAAUUGUGUUCCACUCUUGUAGUUUCCCAGUGCAACUUCAGAGCUGCAGAAACUGAAUGGAAAUGGCAUCCAUACAAAGACUACCGGCCAGAUUGGUGCAUCCAACCAGAUCCCAGUAUCAGUGCUUCUGAUUACUGGAAGUUUGUUUUUAAAGAGUUCAUUCAUGAAUUUGCACAUCAAUAUGGAGCUAAGCCAGCAGACCUGCCAGAGGACUGGAAAAGGAUAACCCAGGAACAGGCACUGGAGGCUUUAAAGGAAACCUAUAAUACGAAGUAA